CGCGCGCGACGCCAGUCCGCGACCGACCGCCGCUGCGCACGCCCGCGCCGCCGAGUGACGUGCAGUGACCUGUGAAGUGUUUGAAGUGGAGACUCGGGCCGCCGGCGCCGCUGGGCCCCCGAUAGGCCCGAGCGGCGGUAUGGAGUCCCCGCAAAUGUACGACGCGGCCGCCGCGCCGGCGCCGCCGCCGCAACCAGACCUCAAAAAGGCUGUGGAAGAAAAACGAACAGCUUUCCCGCCGCCAGACCUAGACGAUCUAAAUGGACAGGAGAUCAGCCUGGAUUUGCAACACCUCAUCGAGGAUCAAUUCCGCGGCGAGGAGACCAUGGCGUUGUUCCAGGAGAUAUUGCCUGGGGGACGCUCGCCGCAGCCGCGGCAAAGCUUCGCUCGGACGACGUUGGCGUACAUGCCGCAACCGGUGCAUUCCGGAGCAUCGUACGCGCCGCCCGUGCAGCCAAAUUCGGGACACGAACAGGCUCCCCCGAUUAAAGAGGAGCCGCCGGAGCCGCACGACUUCAGACGAUCCGUCUCAUGUGCUCAGUACACUGGCCAAUACAACCCACAGCCACCCGUAGGGGUCAGUGGGCCCUACGGGGGUGGAUUUACCCCGCUGCCACCGCUAGGGGCACCUUUGCUGCCUCCGCUGCUGAAGCACAAGCCGGUUCCUCCCCGACGUUCCUCGGGGAAAGUGUUGGAUAAAGGCACGGAUGAGUACAGGAGGCGCCGGGAACGCAACAAUAUCGCAGUGCGGAAAUCGCGCGAGAAAGCCAAAGUGCGUUCUAGGGAGGUGGAGGAAAAAGUGAAAACGCUGCUCAGGGAGAAGGAUGCGCUGUUGAAGAGGCUAGAAGCUGUGUCAGGGGAGUUGAGCCUGCACAAACAGAUGUACGUGCAUCUGAUCAACCUGAACCACCCGGAGAUCACGGAGCUGUGUCGGUCGAUGCUGCAGCUGGGCGCGCCACAUGCGCCGGACCACACGCUCUGACCAGAGAUGGCGCCAAACGGAGUGACGGACGGCUCGGUGUGAUAUGUGCAUUAAGUGACGCCAGCUAGUUAGAAAAAUUACUUCUUUGUGAUUUUAACUUUUACAUUUUAUAUACACGGAUAGUUUAGUUUUAAGUGAUGAAGAUUAAACAUUGGCGUGGACGGCCUUUGUGCUACAAGCGGUAGCGGGCGCGGUAAGCUUAUGACUUAGAAUUUUAUUUACAACUUUGUCUACCUUCUCUUUAAUGCUAUCGUCUUUACAAAGUAAAAGUUACUUAAGAGGUGAUUUCUGUAUACGUUUUUUAUCUAUUACUCUACUUUGUAAGCUGGUGUAUACAUUUUAGAUUCCAAAUCUGCCCUCCCUUCUCUGUCAAAUCUAAUAUGUCUCUUUGCAAAACGAUUGAAAAUAGUCCCUGUAAGAUCCAUGAGAAAAAUAACCAAAUGCACUCUAUUACAAAAUCUAGUUAAAUACUUGCAAGUUUGACAUUGAUCUUGUAGUGAUUAUUCGCAACCAAAUUUUUAAUUAUAAAAAAUAAAAACGCCCCGCUACCGCUUGUGAAUGUGAGAACGUAUUCGUUCCAAGUCUCCCAAAUUACUAGGGCUGUCAAUUUAAGCACGAAAUAAAGGCAAUACGUCCACCGACAAUAUUUAAUCUACUAGAUUGUAACCUGUAAAUGAUAAUGCGGAUUUUGGCGCAAAGUAGCGAUCUCAUAUUAGCCGCCAUUAUCCGUAAUAGCUCACACGGUCACUGCCAUUGUUGUCUCGAAAAAGGCUCUUAAAAUUAGAGAAAUAAAGUCUUUAAUGUAAUGUAAAGGCUGCUGUAGUUAAUCACCUUUUUAAUCAUCAAAAAAUGACAAAACAUAGAUGUUGCUAGAGUCAAUCAUGGACCCAUCAAAUUCAUAAGACGACUGAUAUUUUUUCAUAGAAUUUGAAUUCACUUCGGGCGUAAGACUAAUGUAACAUAUAGUGUACGGUGUAAAUUGGUUGUAUAUAAUUUUGGAUCAGUAAUUAUUCGAAUGUAUUAGAUAUUAGUUCUUGUUAUAACUCCUUGAACUUAUUUCAAUAAUAGAGAGAGAUGUGAGAGAUCCACCAAUGUGUUUAAAUCGUGUAAAGCUUUCAAGCUGUUUUGUUAAGUUUUCUAGAAGUUCUAAAGCUUACAACUCUUUUUUUAAGUUUAAAUUAUUUUUCUGUCUUCCACUGUUAUUGUGUUGAGAGAUGCUUCUAUUUUUUUUUUGUUUUAUUAAUUUAAUGUAUGUAAAUAGAAAUUCUAUUUUUAAUUCUAACGCUAAGCGAUUUAGUAUAAUCUAUGGGUUAUUAUUGUUGAGUUCUAAAAUUUUUAUUCCUAAUGACGUACCUUUUAAAUU
Ostrinia furnacalis (Asian corn borer) is the source of this 2345-nucleotide messenger RNA. RefSeq names its product chorion specific C/EBP (gene C/EBP). Bases 140 to 982 code for a protein of 280 amino acids. The record is from RefSeq and is a predicted model, not a curated record. Gene Ontology annotation, biological process: DNA-templated transcription; regulation of transcription by RNA polymerase II. Gene Ontology annotation, molecular function: RNA polymerase II cis-regulatory region sequence-specific DNA binding; DNA-binding transcription factor activity, RNA polymerase II-specific. Lineage: Eukaryota; Metazoa; Arthropoda; Insecta; Lepidoptera; Crambidae. The transcript has 2 exons.